Messenger RNA from Chenopodium quinoa (quinoa), 702 nucleotides. RefSeq lists its product as uncharacterized. NCBI's taxonomy places the organism in Eukaryota, Viridiplantae, Streptophyta, Magnoliopsida, Caryophyllales, Amaranthaceae. The transcript is spliced from 9 exons. The coding region runs from base 1 to 702 and encodes 233 amino acids. The record is from RefSeq and is a predicted model, not a curated record.
AUGCAAGAUGAAACUGGAAAAUCGGAGCAAAAUGUUACCAAAGAUAUCUCUUUGGAGAAGAACACUUCAGAGACGAGUAAAUCAGUGACAAUCCUGAAGAAAUUCAAGAGUAGAAAAAUUGAAAAAAAAAAAACCGCCCAAAAUGAUCCAAUUGUAGAUCCUGAACUUUUAAAAGAUAUUGACAAGUCAAUUGGUACGGAUUUAAAAAUGUCUCCAUUACCAAGUGAACAAAGUGAGAACAUUCCUGCUACUCAUGCAACAACUAAGAUUGUGUCUGCUACACAUAACACAACUGACAAAGAGAGUAGGGAUCAAAGUGAAAAGAAUGUAGAACAAAACCAGGAUACAAUUGUACCUGAAAAGGACAAACAUGAUGAAGAUAUAAGCAAGCAAAAACAAGUUCAGCCAGAAGAGCAGAGCAAUCCAGACAGGAAUACUCCUGAGAAAAAGGACAAAAAUGAAGUUGAUCAAAGCAAGCAAGAAGAAGUUCAACCAAAAAUGCAAAGCAAUCCAGAAAAGAAUAGUCUUGGCCAAAAAAAACCCAAAGAUGAUGCAAGAAUAACAACAUUAAAGGACAAGAUGCAAGAAAUACAUUUAGACAUAGAGAGAAACCCAAAGAAGUACAAAGAAUCGACAAUCAAAAUUAUGAGAAAUCUCAAAAGAAUGGAAAAGGCAAGCAAGGAAAUCAGGAGAGGUAAAUGA